This is a messenger RNA of Brassica oleracea var. oleracea, 1616 nucleotides long. Its product is annotated as 5'-nucleotidase SurE-like. The record is from RefSeq and is a predicted model, not a curated record. Gene Ontology annotation, molecular function: nucleotidase activity. Bases 163 to 1305 code for a protein of 380 amino acids. Lineage: Eukaryota; Viridiplantae; Streptophyta; Magnoliopsida; Brassicales; Brassicaceae. The transcript has 10 exons.
CUUCUUCUCUCUCUCUCUAUCUAAAGCGGAAACGAAUAGUUACAGUUCACAAAGUAAUCUCUUCCCUCAAGCUUUCUAUCUCUCUUUCCUCCGUUAGACCCGCUCUCUCUCCAGUCCCCUUCUUCUUCGUUUUCCCUUUCCUCAUCUCUCUUUUCUAAUACGAUGACAUCGAAGAACAACGGCUUGUCAGCCGCGCUUGUCUCCAAUCUCCAGGACGUGCUUUCCAAGAGAAAAGGAGGCAGCGAUGAAUCGGAGGAGGAGCCUCCCUCCACUUCCGUUGCGGCCAAGGAGGAGGAGGAGAAGAAGGAGAUCGACGAUGACUCAAGACCAAUCGUUUUAGUCACGAAUGGAGAUGGGAUUGAUUCUCCUGGGCUCGUCUCUCUCGUUGAGGCUUUGGUUAGCGGAGGGCUCUACAAUGUCCACGUCUGUGCUCCUCAAACGGACAAAUCGGUUUCUUCUCAUUCUAUGACUCCUGGAGAAACCAUCGCUGCGAGUUCCGUUGAUAUCAAAGGUGCCACCGCCUUUGAAGUUUCAGGGACUCCUGUGGACUGCAUCUCGUUAGGAUUAUCAGGAGCGCUUUUCGCUUGGUCAAAACCAAUACUGGUGAUUAGUGGAAUCAAUCAGGGAUCAAGCUGUGGGCAUCAGAUGUUCUAUUCCGGUGCAGUGGCUGGAGCUAGGGAAGCUUUGGUUUCUGGAGUACCUUCUUUGUCAAUAUCACUGAACUGGAAGAAAGGUGAAAGCAAAGAAAGUGACUUUAAGGAGGCUGUUGGUGUCUGUUUACCUUUGAUAAACGCAACUAUCAGAGACAUUCAGAGAGGAGUUUUCCCUAAAGACUGCUCUCUCAACAUAGCAGUUCCAACAUCACCCUCUUCAAACAAGGGUUUCAAGGUAACAAAACAAAGCAUGUGGAGGCAGAGUCCUAGCUGGCAAGCUGUUUCAGCUAACCGCCACCCUGGUGCUGGGAAUUUCAUGUCUGACCAACAAAGCCUAGGAGCUCAGCUUGCCCAGCUUGGCAGAGAUGCUUCAGCUGCUGGGGCUGCUCGUCGUUUUACAACACAGAAGAAGAGUAUUGUGGAGAUUGAAUCGGUUGGUGUUGCACCUAAAACUGAGAGCCGUGUUAAGAAAUACUUUCGCCUAGAGUUUGUGGCUAAAGAAGAAGAACAUACGGAUGAAGAUUCGGAUAUCAAGGCUCUAGAAGAUGGUUUUGUAUCUGUGACUCCACUGUCCCUACUUCCAAAAAUGGAUUCAGAAACUCAUGCCGCAGUGUCAGAAUGGAUCUCCAAAGCCCUUAACUCUGAUCAAUGAAAAAGGUCAUAGUCAGUAAAUUAUGUUGCAUGAUUUUGGCCAAAACCCCUGCCAACAAAUCUGGUAACUCGAUAUUGCAUUUGUUUGUUCUUGUGGUCUUGUUGUUAUUUAACACGCAUUUUUCUAUAUUAUUUGUUUGAUCCCCCUACAAGUCUCGUGGGUUGUUUUUUUAUUGAUUGUCGUCAGUAGCUGUUUGGGAACGCUUACCUUUGUAAUUGAAAAAGGGUCGGUCUGUUUUCUCAUUCAUACAACAUUGUUUUUUUCUUGUAUACCUUUUGAUUGAGUGACAGGCAUAUAGAACAUGAUCCACA